GGUGUUCGGGUCUCGCUGCAGCAGCUUCCUCUGUGGCGUCACACAUGUAGCACAACAUGGCCCCCGCCAGCCGGGCUGUUGUUGUGGUAGCGCUCUCACUGAUUUACCUGUGUCGGGCGAUCAUCUCCACCGAGUACUUCUCCACUCUCACUUUGUUCAACAAUGAGCUCCACAAGCAGGGAUGCAGCUCGCUGUCCGAGUGGGAGGACUACGCUGCCGACUGCGAGUCUUCGAUUUUACAGUUGGAAGACCCCGACUGUGAGGAGGGAAGCAACCCGCCAUGCGAGUCAGUCUUCUCACUUAAUGCAGAGAAGAUUCUGAACCAGGCCAGGUUGUUUAUAGAACAGAAAAAAAUCCCCUUCCCUGUAGAAAACCACAACACAAAUGAAGAGCUUGCUAUAGGUUAUGUUCUGAUAGGCAACGGUCUUUAUGAUGAAGCCAUCAAACACUUCUCACUCUUAUUACAGAGUGACCCAGAGCUGGUCAGUGCCAUCUAUGGGAGAGGGAUAGCUUAUGGGAAGAAAAGUCUGCAGGACAUAAAGAAUGCUGACUUGGCGUUGUACGAGCUCAACAGAGUCAUCACCCUCGAGCCGAACUGGCCAGAGGUUUACGAACAGAGAGCAGAGAUCCUGUCUCCUCUGGGUCGUAUCAGUGAGGCUCUGGGUGACCUGACCAAAGCCAUCCAGCUGCAGCCCUCAGCUCGUCUCUACAGACACAGAGGAACUCUGCUCUUCAUUUCAGAGGACUAUGUCGCAGCUAUGGAGGAUUUCCAACAGUCUUUAGAGCUCAAGAAGAAUCAGCCUAUCGCUAUGCUGUAUAAAGGCCUCACCUUCUUCCACAGAGGCAUGCUCAAAGAAGCCAUUGAGACAUUCAAAGAGGCGCUGAAGUUAAAGUCUGACUUUAUAGAUGCCUACAAGAGCCUUGGGCAGGCCUACAGAGAGUUGGGUGAUUUUGAAUCAGCCAUGGAGAGCUUCCAGAAAGCUCUCAUGUUGAACCAGAAUCACAUCCAGUCUCUCCAGCUCCGAGGCAUGAUGCUGUACCACCACGGCUCGUUGCAGGAGGCCGUAGGCAACUUCAAGAGGUGUCUACAGCUGGAGCCUUACAAUGAGGUGUGUCAGUACAUGAAGGGGCUGAGCCACGUGGCCAUGGGACAGUUCUAUGAGGGCAUCAAAGCUCAGACUAAAGUUAUGUUGAACGAUCCUCUGCUGGGACAAAAGGCCAGUUCAGAAUACCUCAAAGUGAAAUACCUCAGAGAAUACUCUCGUUACUUGCACUCCCACCUGGAUAUCCCAGUAGCAGAGUACAACGUGGACCAGGAUUUACCAGGGAACUUUAAGAACCACUGGGCCAAGAACCUGCCUUUUUUAAUAGAAGACUAUGAAGAACAGCCGGGCCUGCAGCCACAUAUCAAAGAUGUUCUGCCACAGAACUUUGACAGCUACAGCAGUGACGUUCAGAAGCUGAUCUGCAUAGCCGACCAUUUGGGGGCGCUAAUGCAAUACGACACUCCUGGUUUCUUACCUAACAGGAGAAUACACAGAGCCAUGGGUUUGGCAACCCUGGAGGUGAUGCAGGCCAUGCAUCGGACAUGGAGCAACUCCAAAGUGCGAGUCAACGGCAAGACGAGGCAAAUGCAGUGGAGAGACAUGUUUGACAUAGCUGUCAAAUGGAGAAGGAUCGCGGACCCAGACCAGCCAGUUCUGUGGUUAGACCAGAUGCCUGCCAGAAGUCUCAGUCGAGGCUUCAACAAUCACAUCAAUCUCAUCAGGGGACAGAUUAUCAACAUCAGAUAUUUGGCCUACUUUGACAACAUCCUCGACUUCAUCAAAGACAGAAUACUCGUGUACCACGGGGCGUACAACCCCAGAGGCCUCCUGGAGGUCCGCCAGGCUCUUGAAAAUGUGAAUAAAGUAGAAGAUCUGCUUCCUAUAAUGAAGCAGUUCAACAGUAAAACCAGAGAUGGCUUCACGGUUAACUCCAAGGUGCCGAGCAUGAAGGAUCUUGGGAAAGAAUACGAUGGUUUUACCAUCACCAUCACUGGAGACAGGGUGGGAAACAUGUUAUUCUCAGUAGAGACCCAGACGACAGAAGAGCGGACGCAGCAGUACCAGUCAGAGAUAGAGUCCAUCUAUAAAGACCUCACUGCCAAAGGAAAGACAUUAAUGCUGUCCACUGAGUUAGGGGAUGCGGAUGCAGUGUGUAACCUGAUACUCUCCUUGGUUUAUUACUUCUGCAACCUCAUGCCUCUUUCCAGAGGAUCCAGUGUGGUGGCCUACUCAGUGGUGAUGGGGGCGUUGAUGGCCAGUGGGAAAGAAGUCAUCGGUAGGAUCCCGAAAGGAAAGUUGGUGGAUUUUGAAGCCAUGACCACGCCCAGUCCCGACAGCUUCAGUAAAACCGCAAAGAGCUGGAUGAAUCUCAAGAGUUUGCCAGGUUGGUACCAGAGUCUUCCAUCUGUAGCAGAGACCUUCCCAUCUACCAGAACGAUGAUCGAGGCCCUCAAUACAGACUCCUCUUCACAUUGUCCGAAGAAGUCUUAACAUAACUUCCACACCGCAGAGAAGUCUAUCUGAUGAAAGUCUUAAUAAUAGAGCUUCUACACUGGGCAAAACAAAGGGACUGUCUUCUUCUACAACCCAAACAACACUGAAUUGAGAUCUUCUAAAACAUCUUGCCACAAAUUUUUUGAAAUUUUAAUACUGAAUUAGUGACUCUUUUGCACUUUGGGAAGCAGGUAGUGUCUGUUUUCUUUGAUCCCAGAUGGAAAUGAAAGGAUAUUAAUGCACAUUCAAGACAUUAUUUUCUUGUAUGAAGUGCUGAUAUUUAUUUGGUUUACCAAAAGCCACCAUUUAUCUUACUUUAGUGUCCAAAUGCUGCUUCUUCAUGUGCUCUGUCAUCUCCCUUUAAACACCCUCACACAUCACGAUUGCAGCCAUCUGUAAAAAAUUAAUUUCUCCCAUUGUUUAUACUGGAGGCUACUGUUGUCUGAGCGCUAUAAUUUGGCCUUGUACACGAAGCAAUUAUGGUUAAUGUACCUGAGAACCACAGCCGAUUACUAGAGGAGCAAAAGACACAGAGAAAGGUCAAGUUACUGUCUGUACAUUAACCUGUGUAGUGGUUGAAGCACCGGAUAAAUGCUGCUGUCAUUUAUCAGCCAGUUACAAACAGGAGGAUACGGGGUUCAACGGCAGCCUGACAUUUCAAUUCUCCUGUAAAAACAUCUUGAGCCCAGAGAAUAAUUAUUUAUUGAAGUAAAAUGCAAGUGCAUACGGCAGCACAGUCUUUGUUUAGUUUCCACACUCCAGCUGUUUGGGGAGAUGACAGAGGACAGUGAAAGCAGGGUGUCAUCGGUUGUUUGGGAUGCAGAAGUGACUCUGUCCACCUUCGCUCUUUCUCUGCUUUAUAGGCCUCAAGUUGAAAACACCUAAAGCACAAAACCCAUCUGUCCACCCAUCAGCACGAACAAUCUUAUGUUGCACAGUCAUGCCUAAAAUCUCUAGCUUUAGAUUAUGUAGAAUGUGAAAUAGCGUGUUCUAAGAGACACCGUCUGGUAUCGAAACAGCUUUUAUUUAAAGAUCACAAUUGGCACUUUAAACUGUUCUUUGAACCACUGCUGUGCACACACACAUUCUCGCCUAUCAGCAGAGAAAUAGUCUGGGGGAUCAUUCAGAUAUGGAACAAAACCUUCAGGGCUAUUGAAUUCCACUUGGGAUACUUGAAGCAGUCUCUUUUAUUUAGUUUUGUUGUUUCUUUUAUCGGGUUUAAAACCCUGCAUUCUUUUAAUGUGACCAAUAAUUCGUUGGUAUAAAAAUGGGUUGAUUGCUGAACUAACACAACAGUCAGAGGUGUUAGAGAACUAUCAUGGAGAUUGUAUGCUGCUGUUUGCAUCGUAAAGUUUCAGUGUUGCGCCAAAAAGAUUACAAUUCUACAAUUUCAUUUAGCAGACGCUUUUGUCCAAAGCGGCGUACAACACAAGCAAGAAUUCAGACAUAAGGAAAAACCUUUAGUAAGUGCAAAAAGUGCUUCAAGUGCGAUUGGUCAAAGGUGUUGCCAUCAAGUUGCAGAAGAAUUGCCCCCCCCCCGCUCUUUUUUUCUCAACUUUGUCAGUGCUAAAUAAGUGCUGGGUUUUGGACCACCUCACUUAUUCCAAACCUAAGGUGGAGUCGGAUUAAGAUUAGCCGUUUAGUUUGUUAUAAUUUUCGCACUUUUAGACCUUUUUAAAUUGAAUUUAUAGUAAAUAUACAUUUGGACUUUUUUGGAAAAUUGAGAAAUUUUCUUUGAUGUUUUAAAGUUUUAAUAGUUUUUUCUUUCUCCUUACAGAUUCUUUCAAGUUGACAGUAAAAAAAAAAAAAAUCAAAGAAACAUUCAAAUAAUGAAUGCAAAAUGAAUAUUCUUGUGGAGCUAUUUUGGAGAAAGUGAAAAUGUUCUUGUAGUUUCAAAAAAUAAUUGAUAGACGGAGGUGGAAAAUAAGCUGCAUUCAGUUUUCUAUCCAAAAAUCCCUGAGGCGGUACAAAUGUUAAAGGUUAUUUCAUUAACUUUUUUUUUUUUUGGUAAAAAUCCAUAGUUUCUCUCAGAAGAAGCUACAAAUUCAAACUCAUGAUUGUCCUCCAACAUCUCUGACUGUUGGGUCUUCGAGGAUUAUUUACAGACGGGAGGAAAAGCACACCACAUACUCUCAUUUCCUUAGCUAUCAUUCCUUAAGCUUGCAAUGGAAGCCUCACAUUUGUUUUGGAAUAGAUAUUAUCUCAUAGAAUAGAUUUGCUUGUACGAGUUGAUCUUUAUGGUGCCUCAGAGCAAUAUUUUGGGACAGAAGAGCUCAUGUCUCUCCAGAUGUCCUCGUUAUGUAAUAGUGUGCGUACUCUAACCAGGUCUUAACAUGAAUCAUUCGCUAUAAAUUUUGUUUUGUUUGAGAAAAUAUUGCUGUAAAUUUGUUACCAUUUGAUUUCAGAGUUUGACAACUGGUUACACAACAUGAAUAUUAGUUGACAUUUUCAUGGAUACCAAACGUUCUCCGAUACAAAUCAUAAAGCUGGCGAUGUCAUGUUUUCCAGAACUCAAUUUGGUUUUCUGCAAAAGGAGCUUUUUGAUUAGUUUGAAUUGGGUGUGAUGUUUACAUGCAGCAGCCUGGAGUAACAAAAUGCUCUGAUAAUUAGGCUGUAGUGUUGUGUAAGCAGCAGCUGCCUGAGGUUUUUAUUGACUCAUCAAUGCGGUGUUCAAGCACAAGGAGGAUGAAAGGCCAGCGAUAAAUAACCUGGCUUGAUGUGAAAGUGUUUUAGAGGCCUUUAAUACUUACUGUAUCAUCUUGUUUUGUCAAUCCUGCAAUAGUCCGUCAUUGAAUGCCUUGUUUCCUAAUUUUGUCAAUCAGUUCGAUCAUUUCUACAAAGUAAGAACAAACCGAUGUCUUCAGUAUCCCAUCUAAUUUAUUUCCUGCUUUAAAGCUGGGUCCCUCACAUCUUUGCUUUGGGUCGCCUUUUUUUCAUAUCAGUGAGGAUGUUGACUCGUUUUCUUCUCAGUCCCGGUCAUUAAGUGCUGCGAUGGGCUUUGGAGCGAGGAGUGCACAACCUGUCUUACAUCUUAAAACUUGAAGGAGGGGAUUUUUUUAAGUGAAUGAAUGUUCAGCAGUCAAUAAAACUGGUUAACAAUUUUAA
Molecule: messenger RNA, 5645 nt
Organism: Acanthochromis polyacanthus (spiny chromis)
Lineage: Eukaryota; Metazoa; Chordata; Actinopteri; Pomacentridae
Gene: ttc13
Product: tetratricopeptide repeat domain 13
Exons: 23
Coding region: 57-2537 (826 amino acids)
Molecular function (GO): protein binding
Source: RefSeq, a predicted model, not a curated record